Camarhynchus parvulus is the source of this 11096-nucleotide messenger RNA. It is a transcript of the gene ARL15, whose product is annotated as ADP ribosylation factor like GTPase 15. The record is from RefSeq and is a predicted model, not a curated record. The transcript has 9 exons. Bases 7579 to 8199 code for a protein of 206 amino acids. Lineage: Eukaryota; Metazoa; Chordata; Aves; Passeriformes; Thraupidae. Gene Ontology annotation, molecular function: GTPase activity; GTP binding.
GCGGCCGGGCCCCGCUCAUUUGGCCGCUAUUAGGUUGCUAAAGCCGUGACCCGGGUCGCUGUUUUUUUCCUAAACGCUGGAGCUUAGGGCAUGCUUCAGUGAACUAAAUUGCUACCGCGGACGGGAUCAGCCGAGCGCCCGGGCAGCUGGUAUUCGGGGGUAGUGUUUAUGGCUCUUUAAUGAAUAUUGGCUCCAUUCGUCUGUGAAAGAUCGUAUCGCGGGCGUGCACCUCAGCCGGGAUCGUGGCUGGUGUUUGCACUCACCCGCGCACCCUCGGCGGGCAAAAGCCCUGUGGCACGGCUGGCUCAUGAGCAGGUGGCUUUGUUUUAGUAUGGUACCUGCUUACCUGGUCUUCUCAGCCCAGCAGUGGGGGGGCGUGACGAGCACACCCCAUCGCUGCAGUCCUGUUGGCAUCCCAUUGCUCCAGUCUUGUUGCCUCGAGCCCUGUGCUGUGAACUGAUGCCCACUCCUUCGCCGGGAAGUGCUGCGAAACGUCAGCUGGGGCAGUGAAGAGCAGGCAUCUUCUGCCCAUCCCUGUUCGUUGUUGGUGUCAAGUGGGACCAGGAAGUAUUUGGAGUCAGAAUCUUGACUCUGUCAUUCAUACUUUUUCACACGGGAUGCUCACGGAUGUACGCUUUCCAGAGAGGCUCAUCAAAUGCAACAGAUGCAAAAGAACAUCUGGAGAUGCUCUUUUUAAUUAACAGAAUAUUUGCCAUGCUGAGAUGAGAGCUGCAUGUAGUGUCUAGCUUUUCCUUUUCUGACAGCUAACUAAACCAGAAAUACAUUAAAUUAAUACUUUGCUAUUCUUGUGUCUAUGGAGCUAACAUUUGUUUUGGUUUAUUGUGCCUUGCAACCCCCAAAAAAUGUUUUAGGCUCGCCUUUCUGAAUUUGAAUACUACAGAGAGACACUAGAAAAUGAGUCCUGUGUGGUAGAAAUGGUAGGCAGACUUCUCUUUAACAGCCUAGUUAAUGAAAUACUGAUAAUAAACUUGCUGGGUAUCAAGUGCAGCCUCAUAGUUCCUUGAGAGCCUGGAGCUGUUUCUGAGAUAUUUUUUUUCCUUUAUAAACUUAUGGCCAGAUGAAACUGGCCAUUCUGUACUUUUUCAAAUGCUUGCAUUAACCUUUGUGACUGCUACAGGCUGUUGUGUGGAAGGCCAACCACUCUGAGAACAAUAAAUUUAAUAAGCCUUGCAAAUUAAGAGCAUGUUUUUGUAUUAACUAAAGGGGGGAGGGGAUUAAAUAGCUCUGUUUUUUUUUUUUAAAAUUCCCCUGACUCUUAUUCUCCAGCUGAUCCUUUUCCGCUUUUUUGUUAUCUGGCUUUCUUUGGUGUCAGGUCUAAAAACAGUCAUUGAUCAUGAGGUUCAGGCACCUCAGAAAGUCUGCUCUAACAACAACAACAAAAAUUAUGAUGGUGAGUUAGACAACUAGCUGUGUACACCUGUUUUUGGCUUAUUGUCACAGUCUGCCCUGGUGUGAAGAUAGGCCUACUCAUUUUCUGUGCAAGACUUGAAGUUACAGUGUGAAUGUUAGGCUAUGGCUGUAGAACAAUUGUCUCAUUAUUUCCAUAGCAAAAAGAGCUGUACGUGUUAAGGAAUUUUGUGUUUUGUGCAUUUAUGUUGGGUUCUUGCACAUACAUGGGCAUGAAAAAACAAACAGAAGGUUUCUGGUUCCUCAUGUAGGGCACCUGUGUUGCAGCCUCCCUGCAGUGAGGUUUUCUCCCGUGCUUGCACUGUGAGGCAGAGAGCAAAGGAUGAGUUGUUUCCUCUUGCAGUAGUGCUGGGACAGAGUAUUUGACAAGUUUUGGUUAUCAGUGGGGCUGAGUGAGGGAGUAUAGUGGAAGGAGGUGAGGACAGAUGAGGUCAGGUUUGUUGCUGCAUGAACUCAGGGGUCAGUGCAUCUCCACAAGGAGUCUACCCUCAGCCAGCUUUUCCCAGACUUGCAUAGGAAGGUUCUUUUCCUGAUUUUAGCUGGAUAGGAGCUACAUUGAUGGAGACGUCUUUUUUCCAUUAAGAAUCAGAUCCCUAGAAGUAAUGAACAUCUGAAGCACCUUCCAAUAUCAUCAGGCUAUUGAAAGCGCUCAAAACCUUCUCAGAGUGAAGUCAGUUGGAGCCAGCUUGGACUAUGGCCUAAAACUUUUAUGGGCAGAUACCCAAAACCUGAGUAAUGCCUUCCCUACUUAAAGUGUGAUCCUCGAUUUAUGGCUAAUGCCAUUUGAUAAUAAAUUGGUACUAAAACAGUAUCUCCUGUGAUGCUCUGGUCUGUUUUUGUAGUUUUACAUUGUAACAAAAAAAGUAUCACUGGCCUCUGUAUCUUUGAUUACUAGAAGAGGCUCUUCAGCCUGGUGCCUCUUAUUUUUGCGUUGCUAUAAUUAUGAUGUUAGGAGUGGUGUGGUUUUUUUUUUUUUUUUAAAUCAACAUGAUUAAACCAAGUCCAACCUCUAAAAAAGAAUACAUCUUCACUCAGAGGCACCUUUUACUUGCACGUGUUGUUCUUGUUGUUCUGCUUGCAUUUAGUUAACUCUUUUAAAACAUACUAUGUGAACCCAGCUGCAUCAACAUAGAUUUGCAGGUUUUUGUGACUACAUAAUCUAGGGUACUGUCUGUAACCUUCUUCAGCUUCAUUCUUGCUACAUUGCGUCUGGAAGGAUUUUAGUGUAUUCAGAGACUUGUGCUGGUUGGCCUCUGUUCAGUAGACUAUGCUUAAUUUAAGGAGUUACGCCAUGAUGCAUCUUGUGAAAAGCAUGGCAUGUGACCAGUCUUACAGUUCUUGCUUGGAGAACUUGUGGGGAAACAAUAAAAAUGCUUUGGUUUUUCUUAUGUGCUGCUAUUACAAUGCAGAUUUUAAGCUCCUGAGCAGACUUUCACAAUAUACUUCUUCAGUGGCAUCUUCUACACUAGGUAAAGUUCUUACAUGCUUCUGUUCAAUGUAUCAGCCUGAUCUGUGUAGUAUUUUUAAAAAUUUUUGAAAACCGCUUGAGAGAGUGAUGUAGAAAUUUGAAUCUGUCUCUUCACAAAAGAAAGGUGUUAUAUUUGCCUAAGAGGUUUAUGAUAAAAACUUGAUAACCUGUUUAAUUUUGUAUUUUUAGCAUUUUCAUUAUGAUAACUUUUCCAUAAAUUAUAUCCCAAGAUACUAUGUACUGUCUUAGUUGUAGAUAAAAAUAUUUCUCGGGGAAGUAUUGAAGAGCAUAUUCUGACCUGAAAUGGAAGAUAACUCUUCUUGGAUGAUGAACUUCUUCAGCUUUAGUAAUUCUUUUUUUCAUUUUUUGGGGUCCCUUUUCUGAGGAGUUAAACAGGAACAUAGGUUCUGCAAUGUCAAGAGAGUGCACACUCCUAGUGUGCUAGAAUUCUUGUUGCUUUGUUGGGGAUUGGUUUCUUUUAACUAUAACAAGUUUGGGUGGGUUCUUGUUGUUCUUUUUACACUUGUUAGCAGAUACAAACUAUCCUGCUCCAGUAUGCAUGUACAUGAAAUCUAAAAUUUGGUAAGUUUUUGAGUGAAUUCAACUAAAUUUUCAAAUUUUAAAUGAAUAUAUAGAUAGGCCUUGAACUGACUUAAGAAUUUCUGCUUCGUUUCUGAACAGUCUUGACCUCACAAUCUAAAUAGUUAGUGUUCAGACAAAGUCUUGGUUGGGGAAAGCUGCAUAGUCCAAACUGGUGUUCGUAAAGUGUUAGUUGAUAUUAAAAAAAAAUAGAUGUUUUUGAGCAACAAUGUUUUGGAACAUUAGAUGUUUUUUCCUUUUUUGGGCUGCUUACUUUCUUUUAAAUAGUUAGACUCUUUAAUUUAAUUGGACAGGUUAGAUUCAGAAAAUGGCAAUGUGGAAUAGAUCAAGAUCACCUAGUGAUUCUGGUAUACUUCAGAUCCAGUCUUUCCAUUGCUGUUGCCAGUUCCAUUGUUUGCUGUCUGCAGGUCAUAGAAAACAUUUUUUUCUCACGCUGCAAAUUCGUUAGAGAGGCGUAUGUUUGAAGGUAAGAGUUUUACUUCACUGAAACUUUGUAAACCUGUAGAUGCUGUCCUUUGAAUAAGGAAAAAUGGGUUGAGGUCCAUACUAGCAACUCUGUAUUUUUCUUCUGAGGCACAUGUGUGAUUUGGAUACAUUGACUGCAACAUGAGCAGCCACGGUCUAUAGGCAGGGCCACUUACUGUUUGCUGAACGCCCCUCUCAUAGGAAUUCUGUCUUUUGUAAUGUAACAAUGAGGAAUGUUUGGGCUCUGUGUUGACUGAUCUAUCUGCUAUAACAACCUUGAAAACUUACACCUUCUGUAGAGCACAAGGGCUUGUAUUUUAUUAUCGUCCCUUCAGUUUGGGAAGUUGAUUACGCACAAGGAUGGGGGUCUGACAGUUGUUUCAAAAUAAAGAUAUAGCUGAAUGCAGGAAAGAAAACAACAGCUGUAAGGUGCAUGCAACUGCAUUAGUGUUUGGAUCAGAUGUGAAUCUUUCAAUUGGAGAAAGUAAUGUUUACCUAGGUUUGCAUUGCAGAGUGAUCGUAGAUGACAUGAAUUUAAUAUUUUUCAAAUCAAACCAAAGAUUUACAUCACUAAUGGGUUUUUACACCACAGGCCUAGAUCAGAAUUAGUGUCUGAAGCAUGUAGUAAGAAUACUUGGUCUUCAAUUCCAGCUCUUGCUAUGUAUUACCAGACCAUGUUGUUCUGCAGUGUGCUGCUCCUGAAUUCUUCAGUCAGACCUCCAAGCUUCAAGGCAACAUGGUGAUGAAUUUCACAAAAGGUUAGGAAUGCAAGCUUUUAGUAAGUGAGAAUGUCUGCAUUUAGUAAGGACAAAAUAUUCCUUCUAAUACCACAUGCUGAUUAACAUUUUUGGCUUGUUGUCAGUAUCAUCAGCUCAUGUUUUUUAAUACUGCCAGCUUGUGAUGUUUAUUCUUUUAAAUGGAGUUCUGAAGUUUUGUGAUUGUAUGAGGAUAUUAGCUCUCCAUUAAUAAAAGAAGCAUUUUUAGUUUAGUUUAAAACCACAAAUGUGGCCCAAAAAGCUGUAAAGCCCUAUGAAAAAAACCACAACAGUAUUUAAAAUGUUGUGCUUCUUUGUGUUUUGGCUCGUGCUGCUCUGCAUUAUGUUGGUUUUGCUGUUUUUCACUGUGUGCAGGAUAACUUUCUGAAGUGCAAACUGUCUGACUAUGGCUAUAUAAAAGUCCUUGUGGACAUAAGUAGGGUAUUUGCAAUCUAACAAAAGAUGGCUCAUGCCAGAGCUCUUCAGCAUACAGAAUUUAUUUUUUCUCUCUGGCAACCUGGUAAGGUGACUAUAUUAAUUGCCAGUGAGUGUGUAAGUAAGUUCCCUCUAUCUGAGAAAGAGACACAAAGCAGGAAAUGUAGCUGACAAGUGCUCUUACACUGGAUGCAGUCCUGCCCUAGAGCUUUGUUGCUUGUAAGAACAAACAGUAGGAAGAGUAUGAAUCUUUGAUGCUCUGCUGUAUGUUUUGGUGGAGGAACAGAAGAAAAAUUUGUUCACAGGACCCACAUUAGCUUUUGGCUUUGGAGAGUCUGAAUAAGCAAGAUGACAUCCAAGAUCCACUAGGAGCUGUUGAUAUGGGGGAAGAAGAGUACUUAAAAAACCAAAGAAAAUUCAGAGAAGGAUGCUCUUCAAUGUGGUAAUUGAAGAAAAGCAAUUUCUUCCAUACAAGCAGAGAUAAGUAGUUACAGCUCUUCAGUCUGAAGAAAAGACAGCUGACUGGUAUGAGGAGGUAAUAAUCUAGAUGUCUUUUGAAUCAGAAAGAGAUUAGGCAAUAAGCAAUUUUUUUCUGUACAGAAGAACUCACAGUUACAAUCCAGGAACUGUGUUUUCAUGUGAGUGUAGUUGGAUUCUCACUUGAGCAGUAAUGUUAGGGAGGUGAAAAUGAGUAGACUAGAUAUUUGUAGAGUGUCUUCAAACACAGGUCCACUGUGGGUCUAUAUUAAACAUGAUGUUCAGAUAUGAUGGUAGGAAAACCUGAAGUUGUGAUUACUGGAACAAAAGGAUAGGUCCGUGAGGUAUGAUUCCCUGGAUAUCCUGAUGCUUUUCUGUGGACUAAAGGCAUCCUCCUCAUUAUUCCUCCUCAUUGAGGAGGAAUCUAGAAUCAGUUCUUAAACAGGAAAUUGCAGUUAGGAAAUUGAGAUAUUCUGAGUGGUGUCCCAGAGUGCUGUCCAGUGUAAUCAGAAUUUCAUUGACUACACAGGAGGUGGGACUUUUCAAUUCAGAGGUAUUUAUGAAGCUACUUAAUCUGCUCCAGGGGCACAUACCUAACAGAUUCCUUCUGCUUGGAAGUAUGUAUGAGGAAAGGCUAUUGGCUUUCUGACAUCUGUGUUUUAACAAAUAUAUAACUUUUUAUGUAAGGCCCACAACACUGAGUAAACCUGAAACUGUAUAGACAACCUGUGUAGAGGGAUGAUGCACUCUACAAUGAGUGCUCUCUUUUCUCAGUACUUUCUUCUUGCCUAGAAACUUGCAUAAUUUCUGGUUUCAGCAAGACUGGAGAAAAGGUCCAGAAUUCUUGAGAAAUGUCUCUGCUGUUCUUGCAGCUAUUAAUUUUCUGCUGGCUAAUCUGUAUCUUACACUGCCUCAGCCACUGCAGUCCUGGAAACAGUCAUGGAAAACUGUUCUACUGAGAAUAUUGCCUAAAAGAGAGGAGAGCAUUGUUCUCUGGUGCAUCCACUUGAUUACUUUUUAUGAUGGCAAGAGAGUUCUUGGAUCUAGUCCUAUUUCCUGUUCACAUAUCAUUGCUUUUCCAUCAACAGCAGGUUUCUUCUAGUCUCUAAACUGAGAUUUAUUUUUCUAAUGAUUAUGUACAAGAAGAUUGGUAUUUUAGAAAUCUAAUUAUUCAGCAUUAGAGGAGAAUAUGAAAAUAUUUUCUGUGCCUUUUUUCCCUGAGAACAGUAUUAAAAAGAAUUCAGGGAGUUUAAAUUAGAAAUGUUAUUAAUGGAAUUUGCUAGAGGGCUGUGACAUCUUGUGCAAAAAGGGGAACCUUGGAAUUACUACUUGGAGUUCAGUAGGCAAGGUUAGCAAAUAGCAGUUCUGGUCAAAGUUCCUGCUACCUUUACUAUAGUGUUGUUGUGUGUGCUUUUGGGUACCCACAUGUUCCUUACAACACAUAAGCACUGAGAAUUUGUUUCAGGCUCCAUACUUAAAGGCACCUUAAAACCUGCAUAUUUUAUACACUUGUAUUGCUAAUUUUUGCAAUUUCAUACACUGAAGAAGAUGCAGGUAAGAAUAGAGGUGGAAAAACUUUUGCCUGGAAGAUCCAGCAGUUCCAAGUGAUUACUGGGUUGUAUCACUUCAUUAUAAAUGAGCAGAGGGUACCUUGAUAUUAAAUGUAUUAAAGAAACAUAUCACCAGAAAAAAACCCUCUAACAUCUUCCUUUUCUUGUUUUGCUUUCUGUUUUUGUGGUCUUGGAGCUGUAUGCAGUGCUGUAAUUUAUUUAGGAUUAUGUCACAGUGAGUUGAGGUUGAGACAUGUGAAAUCACAUCUGUGAAGAAUUAGUCUUGGUGGAAUUGUGUCAAAUAAGAAAUUCGUAGUCCAUCCUCAGCCUCUCUGGGUGACUGCAGAAGACAUAGAAUUGUGGCAUCACAGCAGAUUGGAAGUUGAGCAAGUUGAGGACUAUGUCUGAAUGUAUCCAGCUCUCAUUUGCUGUUUGUAGAAUUGGCAUUUACACGUGUUUUAGAGCACUUUGCUGCAAGGGACCGCCACCACCACGACCUGAGUAUGACUUGGUUUGCAUAGGCCUCUCUGGUUCUGGCAAGACAAGUCUUCUGUCUCAGCUCUGCAGUGAAAGCGCGGAGAAUAUCGUGUCUACCACAGGUUUUAGUAUAAAAGCAGUGCCAUUCCAGAAUGCAAUUUUGAACGUAAAGGAACUUGGAGGAGCUGACAAUAUCAGGAAAUACUGGAGUCGUUACUACCAAGGAUCCCAAGGGGUAAUAUUUGUACUAGACAGCGCCUCCUCGGAAGAUGAUCUAGAAACUGCUAGGAAUGAGCUGCAUUCUGCUCUUCAGCACCCACAGUUAUGUACUUUGCCGUUUUUAAUACUGGCCAAUCACCAAGACAAGCCAGCAGCUCGCUCAGUACAAGAGAUAAAAAAAUAUUUUGAACUUGAGCCACUUGCACGUGGAAAGCGCUGGAUUCUUAAACCCUGCUCCUUGGAUGAUAUGGAGGCAGUAAAAGACAGCUUCUCCCUUCUAAUAAACUUGCUAGAAGAGAGAGACUUCGAACCUUCAAGAAUGUGAAAGCCAAGAGAAAGAAGAGGUUCCCACGCAUCGCUGUACCUGCUCACUCUGUCACAGCUUAAUUGCAGCGUAGUAUCAAGGCUGAGCUGUGAUAUCUUGUUCACACAGAGUUAAUGCAGAAUGUCCUUUGGUUAAAAUAAAUGUUCUGUGAAUCAGGUACACAGCUAUUUCCAGUAAAGUUGUCUACCCUACUGAAGUAGAAAGUCCCUCUUUGUUUACCACUAUUUCUGCACACUGCAUGUUGCUUUCUUGCACUGCGAUCAUCCUUGGUAGAAAAAUUCACACGCACAAAAAUAACGUAGUCCAUAAAGGAGGAAUUACACGUGUUACCUUGAAUUUUAAAAAUAAGUAAUGUCUAAAGAAUUUAUGAGUCUAAUUUAGCUUUUUUAUUGACCUCACAUUAUGGAAAAGCACAGCCACUGAGAACCUUAAUAGGAUACCUAAAAUACAAGCAGUUUCACGUUAAUGCAAAGGUUAUGCCUGAAGUUUUACUAAGUGAAAACACAGUUGGGGUAGUGGACUCCACAAGGUAGUUGAGUGUCUUCUAAAGUCACUGCAAAACCAUCCCAGAGGCAGUAUGAUAUUUUGCUGGAAGUUUGCUGAAAAAUAAACAAACAGAUGUGCACAGAUAACAGUACUUGGGGAAAUCAGCUGACGUAAACAGGUGAUCUAAGUAAAAAGAUUUUUAGAAGUAUAUGAAAGAUUUUAGAAAUAUACAGAAGUUGAAUAAAGUAAUAAUUUUCAUUGAAAGCAGUUUUCCAUAAGAAAAGCAGAGCAAAUAUCUGUUAGUUCAUCUGUGGAGGCUUUAUUGCUAGUUAAAAGUAUAAGUGAUUUUUAAAUACUUCCUUUAUCACUCAUUCGUAGACUACUACUGUUAUUGUAACAUUGCCAAGGCAUCUAUCCAGUUAUUAAGGGUCUUCCAGUGUUUGUACUAUAAGCUUCUCUUUUCAAGGGGAUUAUCUUGUUCUUUCAAACUUCCUCUGGGCUAAAUGUUACUUAGAAGACGAAAAAGUAGUCAUUGGAGACAACAUUUGUAAUACAUUUAGAAGAAGUUGAUUUGGGUCACGUAACACAGUCCACUUUUCCUCUUUCCAUGUUUUCCCCACUGUAGAUUUGCAGUAUUUUUGCUACCUUUUGUUGAUUUUUAAAAAAACUCAUAAACUGAUUUUGUCCAUUGAAGAAACGUGCCAGGCCACUGGUUGACAGUGACAACAGGGUAUGUGCAGAUCAGUCACUGGACUGGUGCACACCUUGAAUGCUGUGCCUUGUGCAUUCAGCUACCCUUGUGCAUGAGUGUCUGCAAACACAAACUCGAGUGAGGUGUCAUUAGUUCCUCAUCAGCUCUGCUUCUGUCUUGAAACACACAAUCCCUUGUUUUUGGGGCUUUAAGCAACAUCUCUUUCCACUCUGAGCAUUUAUCUUCUGUUUGAAGUUUAUUGUAGUUCCUUACUAGUUUAUUUGGGGAUAAGAAAAUAGUAAACAUCAGCUUUUGAAGGCUCAUAAAAGCCAUUUCUCUAUUAAUUGUAAUUUUGCUCUUUGUUAAACAAAAUGUUUCUCAUACUUAUUUUAGUUUACUUUUCAUUUGCCAUUAAUUUCUUGCAUUGCUCACACUGUUGUAACUGCUUCCUAGUAUCAAAAAGAAGCUGGGAAAACUGGUAAACUCCUUGUUUAAUUUUGAGAUGGAAUAGGCAGGAAGCCUGAAGGGCAUGUCCUUGCUUUGUGUUCUCUUUCCUGUCAGGUCAAUUGUCUCACUGCUAAUACUCUGGAAACAACCAAAAACUGGAAUUAUUCAUUUUAAAGCACAGAGGAGCCCUGCUUUGAUUCAGUUCUCUCUGCACACUUUAGUCAGGACCCAGCUGCCCAUCAGUUUCUCUUGUGAGGGCUAAGGAGGUUCCCUUCCCUGGAUUUAAAGGGGAACUGGAUCUAAUUUACAUUUCCAAACUCCCUCCUUGCUGACAUGAGCUUAAAGGCUACGGAGUCCCCAGAUUUCCACACGGUCCCCAAAUUUCUGUUUUAUUUAGGGACAAUGAAAAAUAAGCAGGGAGGAGGAGUAGGAGCAUUAUUUCCAGAGAAAGCAGACAGUUUGGGGAGGCAAAAUGAGGGAUUUCAAGCUUUUACUGCUUUUUCAUUGGCCAUUAGUUAGAAGAUGUGAAAUAACAUUUUUUUACUAUUUUCCCCUGUUUUUGUUUAGCUAUGGACCAAAAGGUACAGGAAAUAAAAAUAAGCCCAACUAUAUUGCAUUCUUGAAACUGUACUUAUUUUUCUACAACCAGUGAGUUUGUCUGGUCCAAAAACUUUAAUGGCUCCAACUUUUGGUCAUGAUCUCCUGGCUAUGCACUGUUUGAAGGUGCUACAUAACUUACAUGGAAAUGCCCAAGAAGUCCUUGAUAAUGUGGUUUUGGAGAAUGCCAGUGGCCAUUUAGACUAGGACCUUUUGAUACUUCAGUGUUUUUUCUUUAGGCAAAUGUCAACUGCACAGAAGCAGUGAUUUUAAUUUUCAGAAUUAUUUUGAGUAUGCUCUUUCUUACUAAUAUAGUGAUCAUUCCUCAUCACAGGUUGAAACAAUACCUCAUAACUUCUGAAGGCUAAGACCAACACUUUACUUUGAAUGUAGUACUUCUGUGGGUUUGUGUUAUAGAUGGACUUAAUGGAUGUGUACCUUUUAAAUGUCUAUAAACAACUUCACCUUUUUAUGAGGGGAUAACAAUGUUCAUAGCAGCUCAUGUCACACUUCCUUGUCUAUAGUGUUGUUGAAUGCUCUGGCUAUGGUAGAAUAUGUAAGCACCAUGCAGUUUUUAGAUAACCAGUCUUAACUGCUUUGGUUUUUUGUUUGUUUGUUUUAAUCUUUCCACAUGUGUUUGUCAUUUAGGUGGAAUAAACUUGGGCACUAGGCUCUA